CUACUUUCUCCACGUAUAGUUUGCCAGCUCUCGGACACAAUUUCUGAGUUGAGGGUUCUCCUACUUGUUCUACUGAACCUGGAAGCGUCUGCACCUCGAGGUCUUCGGAAUUCCUAGAACCUCACCAGGUCAUUCUUAGCAACAACAGCAACCAUGCUAGACCUAGCAACCCGUCGGAAGAUCUGCGAAGAUACGAUUUUGCGUUCUGCAUCCAUCACCGAAGAGACUCCCGGAGCGUCCCUCAAAAGCGAAUUCAUUUCCUCUCAGCUACCCCUUCUCGACAACCAGCAUCCGGCGUUUCCAUCUCUCACCCUCAAACCCAUCAAGAUACACAACAGCGACGCCUUCGAACUCGCGCGUAAACUCUAUCCCAGCAAAGGCAAAGUCGGUGUGUUGAAUCUCGCAAGCGAUAUACAACCUGGCGGCGGCUGGCGCUAUACCCUCUCCAAGACGCAAGAAGAGGCUCUGUGCUACUCCUCGACUCUGUACGCGACGCUGAAGCCGGAAUGGUAUCCAUGGCAUAAUACCGGACCUCGUUCCUGUGCCGGUAUCUUCUCGCCAGAUAUCGUGGUGUUCCGGGACACAAUCGACAAUGGGCUCGUCGAGCUACCUGCCGCAGAGAGACACUUGGUGUCCGUCAUUACGGUUGCAGCGCCCUGCCUUCCGAAGCUUACGGAGGAUGGGGAGCAUUUUGCAGUCGCAAGCGAUCUUAGGGAUCUUCGCGAGAAGAUCAUACUAACGCUGAGGAUGGCGGCCAUGAAAGGGGUGACGAAGCUGGUGCUCGGAGCUAUGGGGUGUGGUGCAUACCAUUGUCCACCUCAUGUUGUCGCAGAGGAGAUGAAGAAGGCCAUUGAGAGGGACGAGUUCAAAGGCUGGUUUGAGGACUUGCCGUUCGCGGUGUACGCUGCUGGACCUGUGGGUAGGCAAAACUUCGAGGUGUUCGAGAAGGUUUUCAAAGAGCUCGCGAUAGAAUCAUGAUGAACUAGAUAUGCCGACACGAGGAAGUCCAGUUGCACUCAUUCUAUUUACCUUUUGCCU
Molecule: messenger RNA, 1038 nt
Organism: Paraphaeosphaeria sporulosa
Lineage: Eukaryota; Fungi; Ascomycota; Dothideomycetes; Pleosporales; Didymosphaeriaceae
Exons: 1
Coding region: 154-978 (274 amino acids)
Source: RefSeq, a predicted model, not a curated record